Messenger RNA from Chelmon rostratus (copperband butterflyfish), 10205 nucleotides. RefSeq names its product matrix-remodeling-associated protein 5-like. The transcript has 11 exons. Gene Ontology annotation, cellular component: extracellular region. The record is from RefSeq and is a predicted model, not a curated record. The coding region runs from base 1 to 8436 and encodes 2811 amino acids. NCBI's taxonomy places the organism in Eukaryota, Metazoa, Chordata, Actinopteri, Chaetodontiformes, Chaetodontidae. Gene Ontology annotation, molecular function: protein binding.
AUGUAUCGGAGUGUGUGUGUUCCGGUGCCACUGCUGACUCUCCUGGCGCUAACGCUCGCCUUGCCCACGGGCCAGGCCUGUCCCAGGAGCUGUAACUGCUACCAGGCCAGCGAAGUCCACUGCACCUUUCGUUCCCUGCUCAUCAUACCUCCUGGCCUGCCUGCGCACACACGUCGCAUAAACUUAGGGUUCAACAGCAUCAGCAGGAUCCAUGACAGUUCUCUGGCAGGGCUAAAGAAGGUGGAGCUUCUGAUGCUCCACAGCAAUGACCUCCAGCAUCUUCCAGAUGCAGCGUUCAGGGAUAUGAAAUCACUGCAGAUAUUAAAGCUGAGCUAUAACAAGCUGAGAGAGAUCUCUUCAUCGCUGACCUUCUCUGGCCUGACCUCACUGCUGCGUCUGUACUUGGAUCACAACCUCCUCCAGCACAUCCACCCCUGGGCCCUGCUCCAGCUGCCUAGCCUCAGGCUGCUACGUCUGCAAGGGAACAGGCUGCAUCAGCUGCACCCUCACACUCUGUGCACACUGUCCCUCCUGAAUACAUAUUACUUCUCCACACUCAGACACCUCGACCUGUCCAACAACAGUCUCACCACUCUGCCCAGAGAGACCUUAGCGACAGCGCCUCUGCUGGAGAGUCUUGUGCUGCAGGCUAAUCCUUGGAGUUGUGACUGUCGGAUGAACUGGUUUCUCACUUGGACUCUGGCUCAUCCAGGCUUAAUGAAAUGUCCCAGUGGUCCUCAGUGUCCAACCUGUGACUCGCCAACUUCCCUUCAAGGACAGGGCUUGCUUGAGCAGACUGACCUGUCGUGCACCUCACCUGUCAUCUCCUCCCCUGGAACAGACACACCUUCGGAGACAGAAAUCAGUGAAAUCCAAUCACGUGACACCUUCAGAGAGCCUUUAGGUUUCGCCUCUCUGGGUCUGUCGGACCAACAGGGGAACAGCGUUGAUCUGAGUUGUAACAUCACUCGUUCUUCCGAGUCCCAGGAUAUUGCUCCUCCUCCAGAUCUCUCCCUGGCCUCCGCUUCUCCUCUCCCCCUUGCUAUGUCACUCUCCCUGGAGUGUCCUGUGGCGAGACAGAGCUAUGAGACACUUUGGAGGAUCUUAGCUUACUACAGCGAGACCGCGGUUCGCCUGGAGAGGGAGAUCAUGCUGAGCAAAGCCCCGGCACUGGCCUACCGCUACAGACAGGCAGCAGAGACAGAUGGAUAUUAUCACACUGGAGUCAAAGCUUCUGUCAAAGCCAGACCACAGUGGUUGCUACAGCCAGCCAUUAGCAUUCAGCUGAACAGAGCGCAGUCCAACGGACACAAAGUUCAACUUAUAUACUCAACAAGAGUUUCUGCUUAUCCCGACCCUACCUCUCAUCCCUCAACAUCCUCCCCUACCUCUCAGCCAUGGGUGCUGAUUUCAACUAAUCACACCACCACAGCACUGGCAGCAGCAGCAGGGAGUAAGGUGGAGCUAUCCUGCCCUCUUCUGAGUUCUGGUAACCCCACAGUGCAGUGGAUUCUCCCAGAUGGAUCCAAGCUCAUCUCCCCCUCCAAAAGCCUAGAUGGUAGGCUAUGGGCCUCAAACUCUGGUUUACUUCUACACAAAGUGCAGCUCUCAGAUGCUGGGAUCUACUACUGCAUAGCCCGGGCAGGCAGGGAUGUAGAUGUUCUCCCCCUGCGUCUGGCAGUAGAGGAGUCCUCUGUUCCACCUUCAGGAGAGGAAGUGGGACCUCCUGUCACCGGAACAGUUGGGGAGCCUGUCAGCCUCUCCUGCAAGGCAUCUGGCUCACCAGUGCCUCAUAUGAGUUGGGUGUUACCGGAUGGAAACAUAGUACGGUGGGGAUUAGCUGUAUCAGGUGGGCUCACUAUACAAUCAAAUGGGAGUCUUUCCCUGUCUAACCCCUCUAAGAGGGAUGCUGGUCAUUACCGCUGCAUUGCAGUCAACCAGUACGGUAGUGACUCUCUGUCCAUGCAGUUGGAAUUACACUCUCGACAUCCCCCUCCACUGAGGACCUCAUUUCCCAGAGGGCCGCAGUCAGCUGCUGGCCGGUCAACCAAGAUACGAGCUCCAUUAUUACAUCAAGUGGAGGAAGGAUCAGGGGACGAAGAGGAAGAAGAAGAGAGAACACUUAUUGGCAGUAGGAAGCUUCCAAGACCUUUCCAACCCUCCCCAAACAGACGUUAUCCAAUCGGAAAACCCAGAAGACGUGGGCCUAUGAGAGAAGGAUCCCUGAGAAGAGGUGGAGGGCCUGUUUCGUCCAUUGACCAGAGAAGAAACCGCUUUGAGAACAGACACAGAGUUACCACAAACAAACAAAGGAUAGACCCUCAGAAGUGGGCUGACCUCCUGGCAAAGAUACGACAAAAGACUGCUCACACUAAUAGCAGCCAGCCCAUCGCGGCAGGGACGCCCACAGCUGAACCGACAGGAAGAGGCAAAGGCGGAGAUACAGGAAGACAUGAGGGAGAUGAUGACACAGAGAGAAGUGGAGCCGAGGGAGCAGAAACUGAAGGGUCAUCUGUUGAUGACACUGAUCUACAAGAGGAAGGCCUACAGCCCGUUCGCCCUGUCCUCACAGAUACACAACCACACACAGAGACAGAACCAGACACUGAAGCUGACACUGAGACAAUGAAAGGGACUGCGAGGACAACAGAAACACCGACAGAUAUAGAGAACGAGGCGGAGACACAUAUACAGAUAUAUACAUAUACAGAGAACGCAGGUUCACCGACAGAGGCAGCGACAAACUCAGAGACGUGGAAGGAGCAGGUCACAUCUAAGCCAAUCUCAGGAAAAAAUGAAAUUAUGCCUGAACCAGGUGAAGGAGAUGAGCGUGAAGCAAACCCCAACCCAUCUAGAAUCAGGCCUCAAAGACCCUGGCAGGGACUCCUCCCUAAUUUGGUUCCAAACUCUCGACCUCAAAACCCUUGGAACUCUCGCAGGAGGAUCGGACAGCGUAGACGAAUCAUGAACAGGACCAGGGGGCGACCUCUGACCCCUCCCCGACCUCUCCCUGACCCAGCAUCACAAACUGUGACACCAGACGCUACCACAAAUCAAACUGACAUGUUGUUGCUGGCGUCAACAACCACAUCUCCUGCUAUUUCGUUAACAGGGAGAGAUCACAUGAGGAACGGCGUGGCACAGAAUCCUCUGUCUGUCCUGGUUUCUAACACCGUUGUUAUCGCCACUUCAAAUUCUGCCUCCCCCUCGCUGACUCCCUCUCCCUCCUCUCUCACUUCAUCAUCCCCCUCUCACACAAAUGCACAUAAAGACAUGAUGACUCACUCAGCCAACAUCCCAGACGCUGCAGAGUCCACUCUCUUCAGCACACCGACACCAGCACCGGCUCAGCCUGACGCUACGAUCGCACAGACGCAUGAGCCAGCAGCAGACGGCAGGACGCACACACAUGGCGCACAGACGCACGAAGAAACACACUCGCCUUCAGGCAAACAUGUCGACAGACCCUCAAGCAAACACGGCGAAGAGCUGGAGAGGAAUUUGUUGGAUGUACCGUAUGCGUGGCACUCCUCCACCUCUCUCUCGCCCACUCUCUCCUUCACUGCUUCCUCCACCGUCCCCACUGCUACCGCUACUGCUGCACCCACUACUGUGAAAAUCACAACAACUCCUACAGCUACUCUCAAAAGUACUCAUUCUGCUAGCUUUGCAGGAAGCACUGCAAGUACACCUACUACUACUGCUAGUGAGGACACGCUUCCCACAACAACUACAAUUACUCCUAUUACUGCAAGUCCCAUCACAUCUACUACAUCUAACAAUAUUAUUCCAACAUCUAGCACUACCAGAAGUACUACAACUACUCUUACCUCUACUACUACUACUACUACUAGUACCACAACUCCUAUUCUUACAUCUACUAUUCCCACUACUACUACUACAACUAGCCCCUCUAUAACUUUUACUACUACUACUACUGCUACUAGUACUACAGUUUCAUUCAAAGCUAUUCCCAUGACUCCUAAACCCACUACUACUACUGCUACAACUACUAAAACUACUACUCCUACCACUACUACCAGAAUGACCAUGUCAGCCAAAACUUCUCCAACCACCACAAAGGCAGCUACACCCAGUGCACCUUCUACUAACACAACAAUGACAUCAACAAGUACCACAGCAUCAUCCAGAGAGAGGCCAAGCGUUGGCCAAGCUGACCCCAGAGGGAGGCCUGUUUCUGGGGCUCCAAACCAGAGCCGACCCCCCACUGACUGGAAGAACCCUGGAGCUAAUUCUAUUCCAGAUUCACACAGCGGCAGGCCACACUGGCCCUCCUCCCCCUCGCUCCCUGCUGCUCCUGGGGCCCCAGUUUUGAGAUCCAGACCCAGGAUUGCAGACCCGCACAUCAGGACAGUGUCGUUCCCAGCGGAGAGCACUGCAAGGCUGGCUUGUGAAGCUCAAGGAGAGCCGAAACCCUCCAUCACGUGGACCAAGGUCGCCACAGGAGCGGUGAUGUCAAUCCACUCCAGGGCUCAGCGUUUUGAGGUCUUGCCAAAUGGCACCCUUGUUAUCCAGAAUGUUCAGCUGCAGGACAGGGGCACGUACAUCUGCAGUGCACACAGCUUUCUGGGUCGUGACAGAUUACUAACCACCCUGGAAGUAUGGACCCGCCCCCCUCGAAUGCAGCUGGCCAGCUAUAGAGAAGCUACCAUUCAUCAGGGUGGAGAGGUGCACUUAGAGUGCCAGGCUGACGGCGUUCCCACCCCUCUGCUCUCUUGGGUUCUGCCUGAUCGUUCUGUCCUGACCUCUGCUGCCCCCUCUACCAGCCGCAUCACUAUGGACACGAAUGGAACCCUCCAUAUCUCAGUAGCUUUGCCGAGUGACAGAGGAGUGUAUCGCUGUGUGGCUUCGAAUUCAGCAGGUGCUGCCAGCGCCUCUGUGCGUGUCCACGUGUCCUCGCUGCCCCCGGUGAUACAGCAACGCAGAGAGGAACACCUGCUGCUGUCUCCAGGGAGGUCUGUUUAUGCACACUGCUCUGCCCGAGGUGCCCCGCCACCAACUCUGCGCUGGCGAAUCCCAGAUGGCACUCUAGUUCGCCCAUCCCAGUUUCUCCAUGGUAACCUGUUUGUCUUGCCCAAUGGGACACUGCAUAUUCGGAAAGUUGGGCCUAAGGACUCAGGGAAUUACGAGUGCACAGCGAGUAAUGCUGUUGGAGCCGAUAAACGGACAGUGAGGGUGCAACUUGAAAGAGGACCAGAAGGAGACAGAACACAGGGAGGAGCAAUAAAUGAAGGAGCAAAAGUAGUUGCUACUGAAAAAGCAUCUCCUUCAUCGUCACUCCAUAAAGACAGAACUUUGUCCAUCCCUGGCCAUCCCUCAAAUCCAUUCAGCUCCCCUAGACUCUCUCCUCCAUUGCCCUUUGAUAGAUCAAGGACCUUGCCGCUCACCCCCAGCUCUUCUCGCUCAUCUUCUCACCCUCACCGACCCAGUUCCACUAACUCGCCUCCUUUAAUCAAUAAAAUCGUCAGUGCCUCCCCAACGCACUCAACCAACAUCCACAAAACCAAUCUCUCCCCAGCCUCCACAGGGAAUACAACUAACACCAAAGUCUCACCCGGCAUUGUGAAUAACACAAGAGUUACUUCUUCUUCCCCCUCUGACAAAAGCAGAGCCUCCGCUGUGCUGCAUCCCUCACCCGUCUCCCCCUUCAGUAGAGCCCGUAUCAUCUCCACAUCACCCUCCAUCACCGCCGUCCACUACGGGGAGGCUUUGCAGCUCCACUGCGCUGUAACUGGCAACCCUACACCCAUCAUCAUUUGGAGGACCCCCAGCAGGAAGCUGGUGGAUGUGAACUUCAGUUUUGACCGACGUCUGAAGGUGCAUCCUAAUGGCACCCUGUCAGUCCAGGCAGUAACAGAGAAGGAUACUGGAGACUACCUCUGCAUCGCACGCAACAAGGUCGCAGAUGACUAUCGCCUCCUACGUGUCUCGGUGGCUUCCAAGCCUGCCAAAAUUGAGCCCAAGCAGCCAUUCAAUCAGAUGGUGUUAUUUGGCAAACCACUGAAGGUGGACUGUCAGGCAUCAGGACUGCCUGACCCAGCUGUCCGUUGGAGCCUACCAGAUGGAACCAUGGUGAACAGCGUGUUGCAGGGGGAAGACAGAGGCGGGCGAGCACGAAGGUUGACUGUGUUUGACAAUGGGACGUUACUGGUUCCAGCAGUGGGUAUUGGAGAAGAAGGAGAGUAUACAUGUUAUGCUGAGAAUCAAGGAGGCCAAGACAGCAUGAAGGUCAAAGUGAAGGUCAUGAUGACAUCUCCACCAACAUUCAGUGAUGACAGAAGCUACCACGUCAUCAAAGUCCGUCAGGGGGCAACUGCCACAAUUCGCUGCCAGGCCACAGGAGAUCCCGCCCCGACAGUGACGUGGUUUUCCCCGAUAGGCCGCGUCAUCCCACGAAGUCUGGGAUCCGGAUUUUACUCUGAGCGGGUUGUGGUGGUUUCAGGGGGAACACUCGAGGUGCGUCUGGCUCAAAAAAUUGACACGGGAAACUACACAUGCCGAGCGAGCAACUCAGCUGGGGAGAGGAGCAUGGUGGUGGGCCUGGAGGUGGAGGCUUAUAACUAUGGACAGACUCAGCAGGUGGGAGGAGGAGGUUGGAGUACUACCAAUGGUCAUAGCAGUAGAUCGAGGGACAACAUUAAUAAUGCAGGGAAGGUCCAGUACGGAUUUACCAAUGGAGUCACAAGCAGGCUUGGUAGCACCAACAACGGCAAUAAUGGCCAUAGUGACAAUAAUGGCAGGAUAAAAAACAUUGUACCAAACACUGGCAUUAACACACCAACUAGUGGCUUUAAUCCUGCCCUUAGAAGUGAUAGUCAAAAUGGAUUCAACAGGCCUGUUAGUGGAAUUACAACUCAACUUGGUAGCAGUGUAAUCAGUGUUGGGGUGGGCAGGGAUAUGGGCACUAGUGCAGAUAGCAUUGGAAUAAACAGAAAUGGACCUGGCGUAAGUAGUAGUAAUAGUGUGCGUAACAGUCACAGCACGGUAAGAGGAGAUAGUGUAGAAAGGAAUCCUGGGACGAAUAAUAAUGAGGUCAUUUCAGGAAAGGUGAGUAAUGAUGCAAAGACCGGUAGAGACAGUGGCAGGAUGAGUGGUAUUUCUAGAAAUGCUGGAAUUUUUAGUGGCAGUGUGUCUAAUAAUGGAGCUGGUACUGGCUCACUUAGAGGAAGCGGGUUCAGUGGGAGUAGUGGUACCGGAGUGACCAAUGAUAACAGUAGGAAUAGAGGUGGUUCAAGUAGUGCUGGUAUAGCUGUGAGUAAUGCAGGCACUAAAGACUCCAUGAACACAGUUGUGGGUGCGGUAACGACAGUGAAGCAACGAGCAGUGAAAGGCCAAACUGUUCUUUUGCCAUGCCCCUCCCAAGGCUCCCCUCCCCCUCGUCUGGCCUGGCUUCUGCCUGGUAAUGGCGUGUUGCCAGCUCCUUACUACGGCAGCCGACUCACCGUGCAUCGAAACGGCUCUUUGGAGCUGCGAGGCGUGCGGGUGAGUGAUGGCGGGACCUUGGUAUGUGUGGUUAGAGGUGAGAGAGGAGAGACGAGGAUACAGGUGGAGCUGGAGGUCUCUGAGCCACAGGAGGAGGCCCGAGCUCCGCACAGGGCACCGGCUGUGGAAAGACCUGUGCAGGGAAAUGCUGGUUUUAUUGAGGCGCCUCGCUCAUUGGAUUCAGAUCAGUCCUUAACUUCAAAGACAGUGUUGCCUGAGAAACUUCAUCCAAGAAUCCCAGCUACUCAAGCGUCUCCACACAGAGGCCCGUCUUUACCUGCUGCGCCUCGCCCAGUUGGCCCUCCACCCCGUUCAGCUGGCCCUGUCUUAGAGCCAGCAGUGAGCACCAGAACAGCCCCCUUGGUGAGCAUCAUUAACGGAGAGACCCUUCGUCUGCAUUGCCCUACUUCUCAAACUCAUGGAUACAACCAGGGCUCUCUCUCCUGGACCAUGCCCAGCGGCAAGGUACUGUCCUGGGGUGAGAGCGGUGACUCAGGCCGAUACCUAGUCCAUGAGGAUGGAACACUAACAGUGCAACAGGCCUCUGUGUACGACCGUGGCACCUACACCUGCAGAUCCACCAGUCAAGACUCCUCUUCAGUUUCACUUAUCACGGUGCCCGUCAUUGUCAUCGCCUACCCCCCACGCAUCACAACCGGCCCCUCCCCGGUGACCUACACACGGCCCGGGGUUGCUGUUGAGCUGCCGUGCCUGACUAUAGCAACACCCCGGGCAACAGUUACUUGGGAAACACCAGACCUGACACAGCUGAGGGUGAUGGGUCAGGCUCGUAUCUAUGGCAACCGCUACCUUAGUCCUCAGGGUUCUUUGGUGAUACAGAACCCGACAAGUAGGGAUACAGGAUUUUACAGGUGCAUCGCCAAAAAUGUAAUCGGAGUGGACAGCAAGGCGACCUACCUGCAUGUUAUAUAAUGGGGUGAAGCAAACACAGACACACAUACACACACAUACACAUGGAGCAGAAAGACUCCACCAGUCUUCUGUACUGGCAAAUGAACUCCUCUGCUGAUAACACCACAUGCCCAAAGGAACUGCAAGGCUCCGUGCAGGAGAUGCUGUUGAAUCUCAGAAAAGACACUACUAAUAGUUUGCAGGUAUAUGUCUCAUAUAUGUAUUUUUAAUUUGUGACUUUGUUUUCAAUACUGUAACGUUUUUGGACCGGGGGUGGCAAGAUUUUCUGCAGACUCAGUGUCAUGCAGUUUUCACUGCAUAAACAAACGUUGUGCCUUGUUGCCUGUGUCAUCGGCCUAAAACCCAUUUUGAAGUGAUGCCCGAGGAAGUCACAUAAAAUGCACAGCACAUUUAAGAUGGCUGCACAAAUGUAGAUGCCCACAUCUGAACCCUGUGGACUGUUUCAGGGGGAAAAAACAAAGCUUAGUGCAGUAAGUUUUUGCAACACUUUGUUUCCAUGCCUAACAUUUAGGUCUGGGAAAUAUGGAGAAAAAAUUUAUACUGCACUCCAAAAACGUGUUUUUCGUGGAAAAAACCCUGCAGCCUUUGAGGUCCUCACUUUGCAUGAAAACAAUUUUAAACGAAAGAGUUGCGAAACCAGGUCAAAAUUCUCCUCAGCUGGCAUGAAGGCCAUUUCAAGAAACUGGCUUGAUACAGACCCCCCCAGACAUAGACAGUGGUUCAAUAUAGCACAUGAAAUAUUUGGAAUGGAAACAAUGACUUAUUCUCUAAGAGUGAAUGAAGAUGAGAACAGAAAAUGGGAAAAAUGGAUUAGGUUUAGAAAUGAAGACAUUGGCACUGUAUAACACUAUUGACAGUAAUACAAAUUAUUGCAUACAAGUUUUAAUAAGCAAACAGAACUGUAAACUGCAUUGCUAGUUGUAAAGUGUAACCCCUCUUUGCAGCACUUUAGUCUUUAUUGCCUGUAUAAAUAAAGGCAAUAAAGACUAAAGUGCUGAAAAAAAAACUGCUAAGCCAGAAAAAAACAAACAAAAAAAAUGUUGGUGAUGCUGAAAGACAAGCAUGCUUUUGCUUUACUUGGCUUGAUAGCUUUAUUUAAUUACUUCAUGUAUUCAUCCACUAACACUGAACUACAGUAUAACACAGUAUUUUACUGACUGGGUCACUGAAUAUUAUAGAUACAACACGUCAUCACACUAGGAGGCUGUCUGUCCCUCACAGCUGUCUACAGGCACAUUCAUUUCCAAAUGUUGCAAACUGGGACUUUCACAAAUAUACUAUAUUACCUUUUUAACUAUGGAAAUACUUUUUGCAUUUUUUAUUUAUAAACUACAUAUUACAAAAAGGUUGGAUUUUGUGGUGCAUAUGUAGCAAAUACUGACAGUAGAAGUGUAGCAGAUAGGAUGAUAGAGGGCGUCAGCAUUAUGAUCCACCCACACACCACCUUCUUCAGGACCUGUUCGUCUCGUGACUUAUUUCAAACCUUGACGAAUAAUGUUCCACCACCACUGACUGUAUCCCACACUCUCACAGCACCACUGGGGCAGAAUGAGAUCCGGUGCAAAUCUUGCUGAUUAUUUUGAUUGUAUGAAUGUGCGUGUGGUUGAAGAGCCUGCCCUCAGCUUGUGCACAAAGCCAGCAUAGUUAUCAUGUUCCUGUUCUUUUUUGUUGUUUUCCUUUUGUCCUUAAAUUAUUUGUAUUGUAAAGACUCUGUUAAGACGUCAGCGUUUUGUCUUGAAGGGAGAAAUGAUGAAUUCUAACUAUGUAUG